CGGUAUGGUGCAUGUGACAAAUACAAUUUUAUUUUAUUUGAGUUAUCCUCUUUCCCUGUAAACUAUAAUUUGAGUGACCAAAACAUCACCCAUACUAUAUUUUCUCCAUUAAAAUGCUCAGUUGAGAAAAUGUACAUUUUAUCUCAUCUCUAACGAUCAGUCAGGCUGAAGGACAGGCUAAGAGGGCACAGCAACAUCCAAUCCUGUCAUACGUUACAUCAUGCUUUCACAACUGAUUUGUUUAUCCAACCAUUUUUUUUUAUUCUGUGCAUAGUGUUUGUGUGCUUGUGUGUGUACGUGUGCAGAGAGACUCCGGGAGGGGAGUGUCUGUCAGUCAUUCAGGGAUAAAUAGAGAGGCAGUGCUCAGAGUUUGUCAGAAGGCUGAACUGACAGGGUCACACAGGACCAAGCAGGAGCAGGACCUCAGCAUUUGACCCUUUAUUACAAAUGGAGGAACAUGAAGAUGUUCAAUAUUGUUUUCAAGACGGAAACUCUUCUUGCAGAAAGGCUUUGCUAUCGACAUCUAUCUACAUAACACUGUACAUCUUCUUCUCAUUGAUUUCAGCAGUUACAAUAUUUUUGAACAUACUGGUGAUCAUCUCCAUCUCUCACUUCAAGCAGCUCCACACUACAACCAACCUGCUCAUCCUCUCUCUGGCUGCGUCAGAUCUCCUGGUGGGACUGAUUGUGAUACCAGUAACGACAGUAGCAACAAUGGAAUCAUGCUGGGGAUUUGGGGAAUAUUUCUGUGUGUUUCAAUUCUACAUUGCUUUUUUAUGUGCUUCUUUAUCUCUGGGCAAUUUGGUCUUGAUAUCUAUUGACCGCUAUGUUGCUGUGUGUGAUCCCUUAAUGUACCACUCUAAAAUAACAAUAACAAGAAUGAUGUGUUGUAUUUCCAUUACCUGGUGUUGUUGUAUCAUAUACCGUGCUGCUAUUAUAAAAAACUUAGUAAAUGUACAGGUACCCAGUAGGUGUUUGAAUGAAUGUUUUACCGUUGAAGGGUUAAUCUGGGUUAAUAUCGUUGACCUUGUAAUUACAAUGGUUGUCCCGUGCUCUAUUAUUAUAACACUUUAUUUGAAAAUCUUUGUGGUGGCCAGAUCACAGGCCAGAAAGGUGUUUUCAAAAGAGGCUGCCAGUGUCUCUGGUGUUAAAACUAUACAGGCAAAUAAGUCUGAGAGAAAAGCAGCAAAAACUCUAUCUAUUGUUGUUGUCAACUAUCUCAUUUGUUGGAUUCCAUCUCUAUUUCUUUUCUUCUUUUUUUCUUUUUUAAUUGACAACUUGACAACAUUGUUCAUCAGUUUUCUGCCACUUGUUAACUCCUUAAUUAAUCCAAUAAUUUAUGCUUUUUUUUAUCCAUGGUUCAAAGUGACAGCUAAACAUAUUUUAACUCUGAAGUUAAGGCGUUCAUAAAUUAGUUCCUAUGUUUUUAUUCCAUAGUUUGAGAAACAGCUUUGAUAUAGUUAUGUUAUACAAUUUGUUGUAAUUGCUUCUUUCAUGUAACAAUACCCUUAAUUUUGUUCUACAAUUGUUAUAAUUAUUUAUUUCAUGUAACAAUAAACUGACAUUACUUAUCUCAGUGUUGUCACAGAUACAUGUGGUAUGUGGUGUUGAUACAGAAGAAUUUGUUUGGAUUGGAGUGGAAUGACUUCGAGAAUGCAUAAAAAGGCUUAAGCUUGUUUUAUAAAAUACAUUGUAGUCAUUUUGGGCAGUAUAUUCCAAAUACCAAAGCCUGUUGUUGUAUUCUAAUAGUACAUUUUGAGGACGUCAUGAGUCAUUCUAUAUCUU
Oncorhynchus mykiss (rainbow trout) is the source of this 1785-nucleotide messenger RNA. Its product is annotated as trace amine-associated receptor 13c-like. Gene Ontology annotation, molecular function: trace-amine receptor activity. The record is from RefSeq and is a predicted model, not a curated record. Lineage: Eukaryota; Metazoa; Chordata; Actinopteri; Salmoniformes; Salmonidae. Gene Ontology annotation, cellular component: membrane. Gene Ontology annotation, biological process: G protein-coupled receptor signaling pathway.